This is a messenger RNA of Emiliania huxleyi CCMP1516, 1077 nucleotides long. RefSeq lists its product as hypothetical. Bases 1 to 1077 code for a protein of 358 amino acids. The record is from RefSeq and is a predicted model, not a curated record. The transcript has a single exon. Lineage: Eukaryota; Haptophyta; Isochrysidales; Noelaerhabdaceae.
AUGGCUCUCUGCCUCAACCUGACUGGGCACGCUGCGGUGCUCGCUCCGCGCGCCGUGGCGCUCCCUGCCUGUCCACAUGGCGCCGGGGCCCUCCCGCUUCGCGCCACCGCCCCUCUUCCCCGCCCGCGCCGGGUGGCGGCGGCUCCCAUCCGCCCGACAAAGGCCAACGAGAUGCCUGCAGAUGCCGCGCUCUCGCUGGCGCUCAAGGCGGCGGAGGCUUCGCACAGCGCCGCCGCGUGCGCCGCCUCGGACGCAGCCGCUCUCGAGGGCGUCGCGCGCCAGCUCGGAUCGGGCGAGGGCGCCGCCACAUGGAGGGGCGCGGCCGCCGUCACCGCCGCCUCUGCCAAGGCGUCCGCCGCAGCGUCUCGCCGAGCGGCGGCCAGAACAGCCGCCUUGCGGGCCGAGGUGGCGCGCCGCCGCCGGGAUGAGACGCCCAAGCGAGCUCCAUCCGCAUCCCCGGCCGCCGACGACGAGAGGGCGGACGCAUCGUGCGAUUUGGAGGACUCGGGCACCGCGUCGGAGGAGCCGGCCGACCCCGCCUCGCUGCGGGCGCUGAGGCGGGUGCGAGAGCGCCGGAAGGCCUCGCGGGCCGCGGCUGCGAGCGCUCUUGUCGAAAGUGACGUUUCGACCGAGGGGGACGAUGGGCCGGUUGACGAACAGGGUGGGUCGGCCUCUGAGCCAGGCACACCAGAGAGGCGCGCCACAGCUGUCACUGCGUUGUCGCCGUGCAAGCCACGACGCAAGCGGACAAAGGCAACGACCGACGACACGGAUCCGCCCGCGGACGAGCAGGUCGCGUGCACCAAGCCCUCGCCGGCGGUGGAGGCGAUGGCCGCCGCCGCCGCCUUGGCCGCAGCGCAUCGCGUGCGCACGGUUGCGGCAGAGAAGCGGGAGGCGGCGAGGGCCAAGGAGGCUGCCGCAUGGCAGCGGCGUGAGCUGGUGCGGGAGCGCGGCGAGGAGCGCGAGAUAUUUCGCGCGCAGGUAUAUGCAGUCAACAAGCUCAUGCGGGAGAGGGAGGAGGCGCGGUUCGCCAGCUUUGCAAAGGCGGCAAGCGGUGCGGGCGGGGACUCGCAAUGA